CACUCGCGCCCAGCUGUUCCGGCUCCACCAGCAGGCAGAAUGUCCUCUUCGUGGCCGUGCACGCCUGCCGAGCUUGCCGACGUCGUGUGGGAGCGGCGGUGGAUCGCCCGCCCGGGGCUCAAAAGCAGCACACCUGGUGCCAGGGAUGCCUCGGUCGUGGUGCGCUACGUCAGCACCGCCAGCGCCUUUGUCGAUGUCCGCGUGGCCGAGAAACGGCAGCCCUGGCCAGCACAGGCGGUCGAUCCGAGCGAGGUAUCGGCCGCUGUGACCGACCGGGCGGCGGAGGCGUUUGCAGGGGUGUCCACGCUGGAGGACGGCGUGAUACGUUGGCACGCCAUCUUCAACCUGGAUGGCAGCGCGGGUGCAGACGGCUGGCGGGCCGCCGAGUCGGGCAAGCCUCUCCCGACGGAGGACGCAGGCACCAUGGAGUGUGGCUUGAGCACGCCGGAGGAGGAGGAACGCGUGUGGCUUGAGCACGCUUGGCCCGACGCCGCGCAGUACACCGAGGAGUGGGCGAAGCUCGACGGCGGGCCCUCGCUGGCGGCGCGGCGCGGCGACGGCGAGCUCCUCGUCGUCUGCGGCGACUGGUUCGGGUACGCGCGCGACACCCGCGGCGCGGGCGGCAGCGUCUGCUUCGCGGCGGGGCGCGUGUCGACGGGCUGGCGCGUGGAGAGCUCGGCGGCGGGUCCGGAGGAGGGGCGGCGCCUCGUCUUGCUCGGCAAGGACGGGUGGUCGCCGCUGCCCGGCGCCACGCUGGCCACGCCGCUGCACGAGCUACUCGCGGGGCCGGACGAGGAGGUCGCGCCGGCCGCGGCCACACCGCUCGCGGCGGCGCCACCGGCGGAGCUGCGCACGGCGCGGCUGCUUCUGCGCCCGUUGCGGGCGGCACACGUCGACCCCGACUACGAGGCUGUGCUCGACGGGCUGACGCCGGAGGGGAGCCCGCUGCAGUCCGUCUUCGCGCGGCGCGACGCGUGGCCGUUCUUCGGGAUGACGCGCGAGGAGGACCUGUUCGACCUGCGCCCGUGA
Messenger RNA from Emiliania huxleyi CCMP1516, 1029 nucleotides. RefSeq lists its product as hypothetical. Lineage: Eukaryota; Haptophyta; Isochrysidales; Noelaerhabdaceae. The transcript is spliced from 2 exons. The record is from RefSeq and is a predicted model, not a curated record. The coding region runs from base 40 to 1029 and encodes 329 amino acids.